Messenger RNA from Sebastes umbrosus (honeycomb rockfish), 3931 nucleotides. RefSeq names its product Kruppel-like factor 7a (gene klf7a). NCBI's taxonomy places the organism in Eukaryota, Metazoa, Chordata, Actinopteri, Perciformes, Sebastidae. Gene Ontology annotation, biological process: regulation of transcription by RNA polymerase II. Gene Ontology annotation, molecular function: RNA polymerase II cis-regulatory region sequence-specific DNA binding; DNA-binding transcription factor activity, RNA polymerase II-specific. The record is from RefSeq and is a predicted model, not a curated record. The transcript has 4 exons. Bases 265 to 1164 code for a protein of 299 amino acids.
UCGGCUCCCUAUCAGUGUCUAGUUUGGCACCACGGAUGCGCAUGGAGCCUCCAUCAGUCUCUUUUUACGCACAGCGUCCGAUAAUGCGCGCAGGUACAGGGACUCCAAAUCGCCCCAUUUUCUGAGCACAUUUUUCACCUCUUCCACAUGGACUAAUAUGGAUGCGGAGGUGUGAGACAGCCGAGCAAACGGAGGCGCGUUUUCUUGUGGAUUCCUUCUUGUGUUUUUUUCUCCCAUCAUCACCGAGGAGCAGUAUAUAUCAGCAUGGAUGUCUUGGCGAACCACAGCAUCUUUCAGGAACUUCAGCUCGUCCACGACACCGGCUACUUCUCCGCCAUGCCUUCCCUGGAGGAGAACUGGCAGCAGACCUGCCUAGAAUUGGAGCGCUAUCUGCAGACGGAGCCCAAGCGUCUGUCAGAGCUCUUCGACCAAGACCUGGACGGCCUCCUAACUCCGGCCUACCUUAAAGAGGACGGCGAGGAAGAGCUGACAGACGCCCUGCACCCAAACCUGCCCGUCCUCCCGGAGCCCACGAGCCCACCGCCCGUCAUCCUCUGCCCGACGCGGAAGAAUUUCCCCUCCACCGGCGCGAUGAAAAGAGACCUCAAACUCAAGGGGCUGGAAAACGUAGAAGGCGCGGAAGGCGUCCACCAGGCGCAGCUGAGCGCCGUCACCUCCCUGACGCCGCCGUCGUCGCCGGAGCUGGGCCGGCACCUCGUCAAAUCCAACCAGACACUGACGGCGUCGGCCGACGGGACGCUCACCCUGAAGCUGGUGGCCAGGAAGGUGGGGCUCAGCGCGGCGCGGCUGGUGGCGGCGCACGCGCUCCCCGUACGCAUGAAGGACGAAGAGGAGGGGGCGGCGUGCGUCAUCGGCGUCGGGGAGCUACCGGAGAACAAGAAGAGGAUCCACCGUUGUCAAUUCAACGGCUGCAGGAAGGUGUACACCAAGAGCUCCCACCUAAAGGCCCAUCAGAGGACACACACAGGUGAGAAGCCGUACAAGUGCUCGUGGGAGGGCUGCGAGUGGCGAUUCGCCCGGAGCGACGAGCUGACGAGGCACUACCGCAAACACACCGGCGCCAAGCCUUUUAAGUGCAACCACUGUGACAGGUGUUUCUCGCGGUCGGAUCACUUGGCGCUACACAUGAAGAGGCACAUCUGAGGAAUUCGAGAGAGGUCAGCGGGAGUGGAAGGGGAUGGAGGCGGAGUGGAAGGAGGAGAGGGAGCGGAGAGAUAACACCACGGAUGUUGGCGAGAAAACACCCGAUUCUGGACUGGAGGGAGAUUCAGCACACAGGGACGCUGACUACAGACAGAAACACAGACAGACACACGGAUCCUGUCAAUCUGCGCUCGACCAGUUGGUCCAUGAUUCCGCGGUGACGCGUCGUCACCUCAGAAAUGUCUCCCGGUGUUGUCGCGCGGACGAUACAGACGCUCCAUCCCACCCUUCGUAUGUGUCUGAACGGUGGACCACGUGCCUGUAGUUGGCAGCUCUUUGUUGUAGUCGUCCCUCGGUGCAACGCUUCCAGCCCACCAAACGCCACGCCGGACCAGUUGUACAGUAAUUCCCGCUAACAGCUACAACUGCUGUUUGUAUAUUUCUUCUUCUUAGAACGAAUUUUUCCAACAGUAGCUAAAUCAUCUCACAGGAUAAGCGAAGCUCCCCUCAAACCUGCCGCAGCCUUUACAAAUCGCCAAAGGGUUUUAUUAUCUCAUAUAUAAGGACGGAUAAUAAUUUGUCAAUUUCUCUACCUGACCUCUGUCACAUCUGCCAACUGGAUCCAUUUAUAAAAUCCUUCUGGUUCGAUGGCGUCGGAGCAUUUGUUUGAACGGAGAUUGGAUUCCUCAAAGACUCGAGGACCGGGGAGCGCGUUUGCUGAUACUGAUGUGCUGUGAAGACUGAUUGAGGUCAUCCGGAGGACUGGCUCGCUUUAUGAACACCAUCCAUUGAGGGGUUACCGCUGGAUGAGGCUAACUAAUCUACUCUGGGAAAAGGCCGUUCAUCUCCUAGAAUGUCAUCGGGAACGUCUCAAGAGUGCUUUUCCUCUCUGAGUUGUUGUCAAGAGCUGUUGCACAAUUGACUCUUUGCGAACCUUUUUUGUAAAAAAAAAAAAAAAAAAACGCCCCCUCCCCACCUUCCCACCAUCUUGAACUUUGGGACUCGCCAAACGCUGGCUUCCACAUGCCGUCGGAAGCGCGGACAGCCACAUGCACAAGUCGAAGCAGCUAGCCGACUGCGAUGGCACGCCCAAAAACAAGAUCGCCGUGUAUGAUAGAAAGGCUAUAUUGUUUCUAAGAAAAAGAUUUGUCCAAAACAGACAAAAAGUGUGAAGAACACAUUGGAAAAAUGGAUGCAGCCAAAAAGAAAGUAGAUGCCUGAAAUGAUCUCUUUGGCCUUUGAGAGUGAUUGGCACCUAACUAGGGUUGAGGAAGGGGUUUUUUUUCCCGUUCACACCAUUGCAGAACUCUUCCAAUUUAGCAUUUCAGAGAAAAAGCAGCUCUCCUAAUCGGGCCCCUAUGCAUAUCCAAGAACAUUCCUGCUGACUUCCUGACCAUACUUGUAUGUCUGAUCACUGGACACGGAAGGACUUUUGUAGGAAGACUCAAUCAAUUGGGUGGCUCUUCACAGAGCGAAUCAAUGUGAAUGUAUCUGUUGUACAUGACUUUGAGUGUGGUUGGUAAGAUCAUACCAGACCCCAUUUGUAGUUUCUCUUUCUCACAUUAGAAAAUGAAUGGUUGGACUCGGAAUAGCUAGCAAGUCACGGCUGGUGGCGUUUUGACAUUUUACCGGACCAGCGGGGAGGUCACGAGUGCAGCUUUCCAGUGGGUGGCUGAAAUGGGUUAGUGGAGGAGCAGUGUGCUCCGUCAGCAAAUGAUAACUGCCCCAUCAGCUCAUGAAACUGCAGCGGAGUGAAACCCACACACGAGACACAUACAUACACUACACUAGAAAAAUUUGUCCUUGGUGAUCUGACUCUUGUCCGACAGAACAAAAGACACACCGAACCUAGAUUUCUUUGUCUCGUCUUUAAUCCGCGAAUGAUAUUCGGACGAUCAUCGACCCAACUCGAGCGCACAUAAAACAAAACAGGCAGCUUGGACAAAGAUUGUCAGGAUUCUGAUUGGGAUUGUUUAUUCUUUAUUUUACUUUUUUAAUACUCACAGCGAGGCACGCAGCAGUCUGCUUUUUUGGCAAUAGAGAGGCAGCAAAUUGAUUUCACUCUGUAUACCAGAGGCGCAUUUCAAUUUGGGGUAUGAAUGCAGCCUGGCUCAAUCAUAUCUAGACAUGAUCGGUCUGCGGCUCUGGAAGUAGGAGCUCCCACUUCGCAUAAAAUAUUGAACUCUCUCUGUCUAAACGUGCAAACAAGCCAGGCUCCCCUUUUUAUGUUGAACAUGUAGGUGACAGGCCUCCACUUGCAGAGACAGGAGAGUGGAAACCAACUGGUAAAAGUCUGAACUGCUGGAGACCAACAAUUCUCACUGGCCAUCCAGAUUGCAGCUACAACACCAUCAGUGCUGCCAUUCUUUUAACCCAUUUGUGCCCAAAAAUGCCACAUUUGUUCUGAUUGGUCAAAAGUCUUUAAAUUUGGUAUUGGCGUACUUUUAGAAAGUAUCUAACAGAACAAUUUUGAAAUUUGAAUCACAUGAAAAAAACACACUUUUAUUAAUAAUCAAAGUCAGGAUUUUUUUUUUUUAAGAAUUUUAAACAUUUAAUAAACAUUUUGUAAUAAACAAAAUGUUUUCCAUAUGAAACAUUUGUGUACACUGCAUAUGUCUUCAUAUCUUUAACUUAUUAUCAGCCGAUUAGACUGUUGUCAGGCUAUUAAAUAAGUGUUAUCAGUCGCUAUAAGCCCCAUAGACGUGGGUCAAUAGGGGCAUACUACACCCACUAGUUGGUUUUAUCAUCCAUUCGCAUGGUAGAUCAC